UUUUCCUACCAAUUGUAAACAAAAGGCUUAAGUGUUUGUUCAUAUUGCAUCUCAUACGAUUUAAAUGGCCUAAUCUUAUGAGCCUGGAAAUAGCGCCCUUUAAUUUUAACAAUGAAACAAGAAUAUCGUAGAUAUUGUAAGCCACCAGAUAUUGAUAAUGAACUUGAAGACGAUGAUGAGUAUGAAUUGAUACCUAUAGAAUGGGCGAACUAUUGACUUACUCUUGAAAGUUUCCCUUACAUUUCAAAACCAUGGAGCAAGAAAUGCACAGUUAUUGUAAGCCACCAAAUAUUGACAAUGAAAUGGAUCAAGAUGAUGAGGACGAAUUAGUGUAUUGUAUUUGUCGCACUAAAGACACAAAUAGAUUUAUGAUAGGAUGCGACGGCUGCAAUGAAUGGUAUCAUGGAGACUGUAUUAGCAUCACAGAGGAAUAUGCCAAGAACAUUAAGCAGUUUUUUUGCCUCAUGUGUAGAGAACGCGACUCAAACCUUGAAAUACAAUUCAAAGAAAAGAAAGAAAAGAUAGAUAAGAAGAAAAUUGAAGAAAUCAAGAGAUAUGUUUCAGAAGAGGAACGCAAUAGAAAGUCGGCCAGGAGAUGUGGUGAAUGUGUUGCUUGUUACCGGACUGAAGAUUGCGGCCGUUGUGAUUUCUGUAAAGACAUGAGAAAAUUCGGUGGACCAAACAAAAUUAGGCAAAAGUGCAGACAGAGGCAAUGUAUGAAUUUUGGUCUUAUUUUGGGUAAAAAGCCAAAACUUUUUUCAGGUUCUCAGAGUGAUGACACUGAAGAUAAUGGGCAUUUUGUUUUGCUCCCGAAUACUGAAAUAACAAAUGUUGAUCCACAGAUUAAAUAUUCAGACGACGAUGAGGAUGAUGACAGAGAUGUUGACUACGAUCCUGGCACAAAAAAGCCUCACUCUAGGUCAAAGCAUAGGAGCCACUAUAACAAGCAAACAAACAAACGAAGGAGCAAAAGGAAUGAUCACCGAAAAAAACACAGAGAAGAAAAAGAGAAAAGUUCAAGCAAGAAAGACAAUGAUGCACCAAGACAAUGCUAUGGCCCCAGUUGCAUUCUUCCAGCUAGAGUGAACUCGAAGUAUUGUUCUGAUGAUUGCGGAAUGAAACUGGCAACAAAUAGAAUCUACGAAAUAUUGCCUCAUAGAAUCCAACAGUGGCAACAGUCUGUUUGCUCUGCAGAUGAGACCAAUAGAAAGACGUUGGAGAAAGUCAGAAAAGAACAGCAAGAGGCUAAAGAGAAACUUUCCUUGCUUGAUAGACAGCAAGAAGCCCUGGAAAAGCUUAUUGAGAGAGGAAAGAAAGUUACAAUUGCAGCAGAUCAGGAGAAUUUGGAAAACGAGUCGGAGGAAUCUGAAGUUAGUUAUUAUUGCGUCACUUGCGGUCAUGAAAUAAGUCAGAGGAAUGCUUUGAAACAUAUGGAGAAAUGUUUCAACAAGUAUGAGAGUCAGACCUCGUUUGGCUCCUUUUAUCCAACUAACAUUGAUGGAAGCAAUAUUUUCUGCGACUACUACAACAGCAAUCAACGCACCUAUUGCAAACGACUGAAAGUUAUCUGCCCAGAACAUUCUAAAGAGCCAAAAGUGUUGGAUGAUGAGGUAUGUGGUUUUCCGCUUGUGGAAAGAUCACCAAGGGUUGUGAUGGAAACUACAUCAGAAUCUGCGAGUGAAUUUUGUAGGACACUGAAAAAAAAAUGUGUUAAACACCAUCAGUGGGAGAAGUUCAGAAGAGCCGAGCUUGAUUUAUGCAAAAUGAGGCUCCUAUUUAAGUUGGAUGAUUUAAUUGAACAAGAAAGAAGUCUUCGGCAACAAAUGGCAAAUAGAGGGAGUGUACUGGGAUUGAUGCUUCAUCAGACUAUAUCUUAUGAAUCACAAAUUGAAACUUAAACUGCUAUUUAAUCGUUAAAUAUUAAAUUAAUUUUAAACUAUAUCUUUUCUAUUCCCAGUUAUUUUUAAUCUGAUUUAUUAUAUUUACUUCGCAAGCAAAAAUAAAUUCUAUAA
This is a messenger RNA of Uloborus diversus, 2012 nucleotides long. RefSeq names its product CXXC-type zinc finger protein 1-like. NCBI's taxonomy places the organism in Eukaryota, Metazoa, Arthropoda, Arachnida, Araneae, Uloboridae. Gene Ontology annotation, biological process: positive regulation of DNA-templated transcription. The transcript has a single exon. The coding region runs from base 252 to 1898 and encodes 548 amino acids. The record is from RefSeq and is a predicted model, not a curated record. Gene Ontology annotation, cellular component: Set1C/COMPASS complex. Gene Ontology annotation, molecular function: zinc ion binding; DNA binding.